Ochotona curzoniae (black-lipped pika) is the source of this 1406-nucleotide messenger RNA. RefSeq names its product NPR2 like, GATOR1 complex subunit (gene NPRL2). The coding region runs from base 150 to 1292 and encodes 380 amino acids. NCBI's taxonomy places the organism in Eukaryota, Metazoa, Chordata, Mammalia, Lagomorpha, Ochotonidae. Gene Ontology annotation, cellular component: GATOR1 complex; vacuolar membrane. Gene Ontology annotation, molecular function: GTPase activator activity. Gene Ontology annotation, biological process: positive regulation of autophagy; cellular response to amino acid starvation; negative regulation of TORC1 signaling. The transcript is spliced from 11 exons. The record is from RefSeq and is a predicted model, not a curated record.
GAACCGCGUCGCCGCUGUGUGUGCGCGCGCAGCCCGCGGUACCCUGGUGGUCCAGGCUUCCCAGCCGCGUUUGACAGGUGUCCCCCGAAGUGGGGGCGCCCCUCGCGCGCAAGAGACAAGGAGCCACGGGCGCAGGCCCCGCCAGCACCAUGGGCAGCAGCUGUCGCAUCGAAUGCAUAUUCUUCAGCGAGUUCCAUCCCACACUGGGACCCAAGAUUACUUACCAGGUCCCAGAGGACUUCAUCUCCCGCGAGCUAUUCGACACAGUCCAGGUGUACAUCAUUACCAAGCCAGAGCUGCAGAACAAGCUUAUCACUGUCACGGCCAUGGAAAAGAAGCUGAUUGGUUGCCCCGUAUGCAUCGAACACAAGAAGUAUAGUCGCAAUGCCCUCCUCUUCAACCUGGGCUUUGUGUGUGAUGCCCAGGCCAAGACCUGUGCCCUUGAACCCAUCGUCAAAAAGCUGGCUGGCUACCUGACCACCCUUGAGCUGGAGAGCAGCUUCGUGUCCACGGAAGAGAGCAAACAGAAGUUGGUGCCCAUCAUGACCAUCUUACUGGAGGAGCUAAAUGCUUCUGGCCGGUGUACUCUUCCCAUUGAUGAGUCCAACACCAUCCACUUGAAGGUGAUCGAGCAGCGGCCGGACCCUCCCGUGGCCCAGGAGUAUGAUGUACCUGUCUUUACCAAAGACAAGGAGGAUUUCUGUAACUCGCAGUGGGACCUCACCACGCAACAGAUUCUGCCCUACAUAGAUGGUUUCCGCCACGUCCAGAAGAUCGCAGCUGAGGCAGAUGUGGAGCUCAACCUGGUGCGCAUUGCCAUCCAGAAUCUUCUGUACUAUGGCGUCGUGACACUGGUGUCCAUCCUGCAGUACUCCAAUGUGUACUGCCCGACACCCAAGGUGCAGGACCUGGUGGAUGACAAGUCCCUGCAGGAGGCGUGUCUGUCCUAUGUGACCAAGCAAGGGCACAAGAGGGCCAGUCUCCGAGAUGUGUUCCAGCUGUACUGCAGCCUGAGUCCUGGCACGACCGUGCGAGACCUCAUCGGCCGCCACCCCCAGCAGCUGCAGCAUGUUGACGAGCGGAAGUUAAUCCAAUUUGGGCUGAUGAAGAACCUCAUCCGGCGACUACAGAAGUACCCUGUGCGUGUGUCUCGAGAUGAGCGAAGCCACCCUGCCCGCCUCUACACUGGCUGCCACAGCUAUGAUGAGAUCUGCUGCAAGACAGGCAUGAGCUACCAUGAGCUGGAUGAGCGGCUGGAAAACGACCCCAACAUCAUCAUCUGCUGGAAGUGAGUCUGGCAGUGGCUGGAUGGGCAUGUCCUGCCUGCUGUACUGGUGCUGGACCAGUAGGUUAGUCCUGCUGGUCAACCUUCAGUUCUGUAAAUAAAGGCAUCCUGCUUCAAACCA